This is a messenger RNA of Talaromyces atroroseus, 1224 nucleotides long. RefSeq names its product Actin cytoskeleton-regulatory complex protein end3. Gene Ontology annotation, molecular function: calcium ion binding; protein binding. Lineage: Eukaryota; Fungi; Ascomycota; Eurotiomycetes; Eurotiales; Trichocomaceae. Gene Ontology annotation, biological process: endosomal transport; endocytosis; actin cortical patch assembly. The transcript has 3 exons. The coding region runs from base 1 to 1224 and encodes 407 amino acids. The record is from RefSeq and is a predicted model, not a curated record. Gene Ontology annotation, cellular component: mating projection tip; actin cortical patch; plasma membrane.
AUGGCAAAAAGAAUUGAGCAGUGGGAAGUCGAGCGGUACUGGGAGAUCUUCUCGUCGCUGGCAAACGGCCAGCCCCGUCUCAAUAACUCGCAAGCCGCCAGUGUGCUUCGUAACAGUCGGUUACGAGACGAGCAGCUUGAGAAAGUAUGGGAUUUGGCCGAUGUGGAUGGAGAUGGCGAGCUGGACUUUGAGGAGUUUUGCGUUGCGAUGCGGCUAAUAUUUGAUCUUGUUAAUGGGGAAUAUCAAGAAGUCCCGCGGGCGUUACCGGACUGGCUUAUCCCCGAGUCCAAGGCACAUCUAGUCCAGGCCAGUGCCGCAUUGACCCGAGGCCAGGAACAGUUUGAGCGGAUAGAGGAUGAAGACGAUACGCCCGGUCUGAAAGAUGGAUUUGACUGGUACAUGAGCCCGAAUGACAAGGCCAAAUACGAGGAAAUCUAUAGCGCAAACAAGAAUCACCGUGGCGAAAUCACAUUUGAAUCAUUACAUCCUCUUUACGACUCGUUAGAAGUGCCCGACACUGAUGUCAGGUCGGCAUGGAACCUAGUGAACCCCGCGGCAUCUUCAUCCAUCAACAAAGACGCCACUCUCGCCUUCCUGCACAUUCUGAACUUCCGACAUGAGGGUUACCGAAUCCCCCGCACCGUCCCACCUUCACUCCGCGCCUCCUUCGAGUCCAAUAAGAUUGACUACCAAGUCGACAACGUGCGCCCUGCGCAACGCUGGGGCGCAGACGGCGACACUGAAACGGCGACAGGCCGCAAAGCCAAAUUCGGAGAUACAUACUUGAGCCGACUAGGUGUGAAAUCAUCCACUUAUCGCCCUCAGGGCACGGAUUUUAGCACCACCAUCCAGGAUGAAGAGUGGGAAAAAGUGCGUUUGCGUCGCGAUCUGGCAGAACUCGAAUCGAAACUGGAAGCUGCUAAUCGCGCCUCGGAAGAGAGACGGAAUGGCGGUGGACGAGAUAGCGCGCGCAAUGAUGGACGGCCCAAUUGGGCAAUCAUUAAAAAGGAGGCGCUUCAAUUGCUAGAGUACAAGGAGCGCGAACUCCGUGAAAUGAGAGAGGGAACGGGGCGGGCGAAAGAUGGUCAGGAUCUGGCGCGGUUGAGGGAGGAUAUUAAAACGGUGGCUGACCAGGUAGAUGGCCUGAAGGAUCAUCUUGACAAGCGGAAUGACGUUUUGGCGGAUUUGAGACGGCAGAUUGAGGAUGUGAAGGCUAGUCGGUGA